Messenger RNA from Miniopterus natalensis, 947 nucleotides. It is a transcript of the gene BATF2, whose product is annotated as basic leucine zipper ATF-like transcription factor 2. NCBI's taxonomy places the organism in Eukaryota, Metazoa, Chordata, Mammalia, Chiroptera, Miniopteridae. Gene Ontology annotation, cellular component: nucleus. Gene Ontology annotation, biological process: regulation of transcription by RNA polymerase II. The record is from RefSeq and is a predicted model, not a curated record. Gene Ontology annotation, molecular function: DNA-binding transcription factor activity, RNA polymerase II-specific; RNA polymerase II cis-regulatory region sequence-specific DNA binding.
AUGCACCUCUGUGGGGGCGAAGGGCUGCUGACCGGGAUGGACUCUGAGGGGCAUCAGAGGCAGCUGAAGAAGAAACAGAAGAACCGGGCAUCUGCCCAGCGCAGCCGUAAGAAGCACACGGAAAAGGCAGACGCCCUGCACCAGCAGCACGAGUCACUGGAGAAACACAACCAUGCUCUUCGGAAGGAGAUCCAGGGCCUGCAGGCUGAGCUGGCAUGGUGGGGUAGGGCCCUGCAUAUGCACGAACGCCUGUGCCUGAUGGACUGUGCCUCCUGCUUGGCUCCUUUGCCCUCCAGCUGCUGGAGCCAGGCCAGGCGGCCCCUGGACCCCUCACCUCAUAGACAACAUGACUGCCAGGAGCAACUGAGACUAUUCCAGACCCCAGUCUCCUCUUCCUCUGCUCAGCAACUCUCUCCGGAUCUGCAGCCUCAUGGUUCCCCUGGCCUUGUCCUGUCCCCUUUGCCCUCACUGUCCCUUGGCCCUACUACGAUUACUGCACCUCCUGCUCAACUGUCCCCCAGCCCUGUCCAAUCUGCCUCGCCCUCUGUCUCCAGCCUACUGAGACCUUCCUCCAAGCUCAAAGCCCUUCUGCCCAGCUUGUCAGCCCAACCUGCCCCUCAACAGCCCCUUGGGCCGGAACACAUCACCAGGGGGAAGCUGGUGUCCUCACCUCACAGUCCCUCGGCUGCUCUGGGGCUGGCCAGUCUGCAGGACGUGGGGCACAAGCCUGCUUUCUCAGCAGCAGACCAGCCAGGGCAGGGUGUGGAUCUCAGCCCCAACCUGCUCCUGGCCUUUCCCCUGCUCUCCUCUGCUCAAGUCCACUUCUAACCUGGCUGCCUGGAGCUGGGCUGGCCCUUCCUCAGGCUUGGAAGCAGACUCAACACACAGCAUCUCCUCCAUUGCCACUGAGGCUGCCCUUCUUGGCUGACCAGCUGGCCCAGGAUUUC